Molecule: messenger RNA, 1468 nt
Organism: Prosopis cineraria
Lineage: Eukaryota; Viridiplantae; Streptophyta; Magnoliopsida; Fabales; Fabaceae
Exons: 2
Coding region: 148-1155 (335 amino acids)
Source: RefSeq, a predicted model, not a curated record
CAAACUUGGCAUAACCAGAGGAACCCCACCAUCUUCAUCUCUUGCUUCAUUUUUAUAUUUUCUCGCCCUUUCCUCUUUCUCUCAUCAUUCCUUCUUCCUUUUCUGCUUCCUCAACCCUCUCUGCAUUUUCAUUUUCUGAUCUUCGCAAUGCAAUUCCCUCCAUUUUCCUAUUUCUUCACUGCCCUUCUUUUCUCCCUCACUCUCACUCUCGCUACACCCGACCUGGAUGCUGCCACGGUUCAGUCCAUUUUGCCACACCCAUCUCCGCCGGCUACUAUCCCUGCUUUUCCUGAGCAAUCCAAUGCUGUCGGCUGCCCUCUCGAUUUCUCCGAUGAGUUCUUUCAAGGGGUAAAGAGCGCGUGCGGAGCUAACAAGCACGACGCCGACGGGGAGUUACACCGUAGCCGGUGCUGCCCUGUGCUGGCGGCGUGGCUGUACUCUGCCUACUCUGCCACUGCGCUCGGCAGGGUCGGGGGGAUGGGCCAAGCAUCGAAGGGUCGCAAUGCUCAUACGACGUCGUAUGACAUGCCGUUGUUGCCGGAUGAUUCGGAGACUUGUGUGAGUGACUUGGGGAAGGCUUUGAGAGUGAAGGGGAUUGAUCUGGUUCAGCCGAAUGAGACUUGUGAUGUGGUGUACUGCUAUUGUGGUAUAAGGCUUCAUCCUUUGAGCUGCCUUGAGGCGUUUUCAGUGAACCCGGACGGGAAAGUUGUGGAGGAUGAGAGUGUGAAAAUGCUAGAGAGAAAUUGCUUGAGCAGUAGCUCCAAUGUCAAUAAAUUGCCAGGUCUCGGUGGGUGCUCUAAAUGCUUGAACAGCCUCUAUAAGCUUAACAAGAAGACUUCAAAUUCAAGCAAAUCACAAGACAGGACCACAAAGAUUCACAACAAAGAUUGCCAGCUUAUGGGCCUAACGUGGCUUCUGGCCAAGAACCGAUCAGCUUAUAUCCAUACAGUCUCUGGGGUUCUGCGUGCGUUUAUGUUGAGCUCAGAUGGAUCUGAUCCAAAAUCCUGCACUCUAAACAGUGAUGGAAUGCCUCUGGCUGUUGAUUCCUCUGAAUUCUCUGAUUCUUCAUCAAUCAGCCUUCACGCCCCCAUCUUUCUUUGCUUCUUGGUUCUCUGUUUGCUUUUACUCAUGCAACUUUCUGUACCAUCCAACUAACUCAGAUCAGAGCAAACAAGAUUAAUGUCAACCAUGACAUUGUGCAGAGUUGAAUCCCUGUUUUUCGUGCUUGAUUUGUUUUUUUGAUAUCUCAGGCGACUUGGAAUUGUAAUCUUUAGUGUUAUGGUGCUUAAUAUUCUUGAGUAGUCUGCCUAUCAUAAGGCUGAGUAUAUCCAUAUAUAUAUUUAUAUACAUAUGUGUAGAAUCUGCAGAAUAAGACUGCACUAUCUAGGAAAUAGGUAAUUAUUACUUACAACAGGUCAGGCUUGAUACAAAAUUGAUUUAUUUAUUCAGUUGAAUUGUGUUGGGACCA